GGCAUCAGUUCACAGACAGAAGCACAUUGAGAGCUGCACCAUAGAGCUCCAGGGCUUGGGGGGCCACAUCUGGGGAGAGAGGAAGGUUGGCCACUAUAUAAAAAGACUUGGACAUUGCUAAUUCUCCCUGAACCCCUCUGUUAUUUGCUACUGCUCCCUCUCUGCACCACUUUCUGGAUUCUCCGCCAGGAGCAGGAUCUGUGCUUCCUUAUAUGAUUAAAUCCCUGGGGCAGCGUUGGUGCCAAAGAUCCACUGCCAACCCUCGGCUGGUGCCUCCACCUUGGCAGCAGAGGGAUCAUUGGGGUGUUACCUGGGCACCGGUCACCAUGUCGGCCAAACAGGCAGAGUCGUUGCCCAUCUGCUCCACUUACCAGGCAGUGAUGCCGCACUUCAGCGGGGUGACAGAGGAAUACCCACAGCCCAUCCAAGCCAGGACUCUGAAGGGCAAGGGGAAGCUCAGGAGACCAAGGCAGAGCAGGUUCAAGACCCAGCCGGUGACCUUCGAUGAGAUCCAGGAGGUAGAGGAGGAAGGGGUGUCCCCCACAGAAGAGGAGAAAGCCAGAAAGUCCUUCCUGCAGUCCCUGGAAUCUCUGCGGAGAAGCUCCCACAACAUGCAGAUCCAGAGGGAGAAGCUCGGCAGAUCCAAACUGAGGCACAGCCUGGACUCCAGCGAUUCCGACUCCACACUCUAAUCCAAGCCCGGGGCCCCUUCCUAGGACUUUGGGUCACUGUCAUGGCAGGAGGUGUCUCCUUCCUCUGGUGGGACCAUUUUGGGGUGCAGCAGUUUGGGGAACCACAUGGCCCCUGAAUGAUCAGGUCGCUGGGACAUGACAAUGCUGUAUAUUUGUUUUUGGCAUAAGCCCUCUGUUCCCGGCUGUUGCACUAUAUUUUGCCCUGAAGAGCUUGCAAUUUCAAUUCCUGAAAAUUGGGGGGGGGGGGAGGGCAUUGUAAUAUUAAACUUGCUGCUUUCAAUCUGUUGUACUCCUGGAACCCUCAGCCAUCCAUUGGCUAGCAGAGGAUUCUGGGAGUAGUAGUUUGAAACGGUCAUGGAGUUAAAGGAACGGCACACUUGUUUAAAAUAUGGCACAAAUUGGGGAUAGAACAUCUUGUGGGACUACAACUCCCAGCUUGCCCUGGGCUGUGGCUCUUAAGAGCUAGCGCUUUCCUGUCCCCCACCUCACUGGUUUACAUGCUGUGCUGGCCGAGGAUCCUGGGUAGCAGUCACCCUGCUAUAUCUCUGCUAGCUAAUUGCAUUUGUGCAAAGUCUUCUUUGUGUUGGGUCAGGCUCAGACUUACUGUACUAAUACUGAGGGGCCAACCCUCCCUGAGUAGGGGGCAAUAGUCGAUAGGAAUUGAAGCUGCCAAAGAGAACUACAACUCCCAGCAUCCCACCUAAAAUUUGUACUAGGUGUUGUAUUGGUUACCAACCACUCCCAGCAGUACCUAGCAGUUUAGACCGUACACAGUAGGCUGAAUAUCUUGCUAAGAAGCAAGUGCCGGUCCUCCAGGCUAUGUUGUGCAACUCCCAAGUGGCUGGCAGAGGAUACUGGGAGUUGUAGUGCUAUAAGCAUACUACGGAGCCUUUGUAUAUAAGCUAGGGUGAUAUAACCUGAAACCAAUCAUCUGAGAUUGCAUUUAAAGUGACAGGCAAUUCCCCUGUUGGAAUGUGUCUUAUACCCUGGGGAUGGGGGCAGCCAUGUUUUCCUAAACUCAAGGGGGGGGGGGAGGCUCCUGCACAGUGAGGCUUAUUUUUGUAACACAAGAUAUAAAAAAAAAUGUGGUGAAAUGGGGGUCAUAAAUAUUUAUUUUUGCACUUGCACUGCUCUCUGCAUUUCCCUCCCAGGAAUCUAUAUAUUUGUAUAAAGAGGUUACUGUUAUUUUAAAUAAACACCUUUUUUCUUUU
Molecule: messenger RNA, 1903 nt
Organism: Xenopus laevis (African clawed frog)
Lineage: Eukaryota; Metazoa; Chordata; Amphibia; Anura; Pipidae
Gene: c4h11orf96.S
Product: chromosome 11 open reading frame 96 S homeolog
Exons: 1
Coding region: 213-692 (159 amino acids)
Source: RefSeq, a predicted model, not a curated record